AAGGACGUCAGUUCACCAUUUAACCCUUAAGUUCUAAGUCAGUUGGAAUAGUUAGUUGUAACGUUAACUGGAGGUGUUUUCGGUUCCUGUGCCGAAUGUGAUUAGUUUGAUUUUAGGUGUAAAUCCAGCGAUAGCGUUGUACAGCCUACCUUACCCUGUUUUAGCGCUUAGCUAAUUCUUUGGCUAACGACGGUGAUCUUCAAGGGAGCGAUGGUUCGGGAAGUUUGGGUGGACUGGAUGUUCGCAGACGAAUCCCCAUCAAGCUCAUUUCCAAGCAGCCCUUGAGGAAUAAGCCCCAGCAGCGGAUGCAGAGGCCUGGCACCAGGCCCUGCAAAAGUGAACCUGGGGAAGAUGGUACGCUACCGAGCACAUUAAAAAAUAAAUUCAACUUUAAGCAAGAGGAAAGGUUUGAUUGUGGCACCAAAGCUGGCGAUGUGUUUGCAAGCCAGCGGAGAUUUCCACAACCCCUAUUUUGGGACUAUAAGUUACAUUUAAUUGGUGAACGGGAUGAAGUACCAAUUCAUUUCUGUGACAAAUGUGGCCUCCCUAUUCAGCUGUAUGGACGGAUGAUCCCAUGCAAACAUGUUUUCUGUUACGACUGCGCUUUGCUGCAUGAGAAGAAAGGAGAAAAGAUGUGUCCAGGUCUCACCCUGUAUAACUGCACUGAUCCAGUUCAGCGCAUUGAGCAGAGCCAGCGAGGUUCCCUCUACAUGUGUAGUGUCGUGCCGGGAUGCAAGCGCACCUACCUGUCCCAGCGUGACCUCCAAGCCCACGUGAACCACCGCCAUAUGAGGGCAUCAAAAUCAUCCGGUCGUCAGGAUCCCAUGCACCUUCCACCGCCGUCUGAGGUUUCUGAGCGGUUCCGCGUCCCUCCGCCUCACAUGCCCAAGAAUCAUGUCCACCUCCCUGGCCCGCUCCAGCACGGUGGUCACGACCCCUACAGCCAGCCUCCACCACCGAGUCCUCACGAUGGUCCGCCCCCACCUUCUGCCCUGGGCCCCGAGACAUUCCGUAUCUCCACGGUAACGACUCGUAAACACAGCAAUCUAAUCACUGUGCCCAUCCAAGAUGACUCCUCUUCUUCACGAGAGCCCCACUCAAGUGGGCCAGGACCAAGUCAACCCCCUCACCACCACCCUGUAGACUAUCCUGGCCAGCCUCCUGUAGUGUCCCACUCUCACCACAUGAUGGCGCCACCACAACAUAACUUUGGCCCACCUCCUCCCCCUCCUCCUCCUAUUAGCCACCCUAUGCAGCAUCCAGGCCAGCCCUCUGGGGCACCACACAUGGUGUACAACCAGGCCCCUCCCCCUCCUAUCACACCUCCACCUGGGCACAUCAUAGGUCAGAUGCCACCUUAUAUCAGCCACCCACCCCCAGGACCUCCCCCGCAGCACAGUGGACCCCCUGUUAAUGCCCCCCCACCACAUCACUAUAACCCAAACUCUAUGCAGCAGUUUCCUGAGGACCAAGGCACCCUUAGUCCCCCGUUCAGCCAACCAGGGGGGCUCAGUCCUGGGAUGUGGCCUGCUCCUAGGGGGCCACCGCCUCCUCGAAUGCAGGGUCCCCCUCCCCAGGGCCAGAUGCCUGGGCCACACCACCCAGAUCAGGGCCGUUACCGGCCUUAUUAUCAGUAAACUGCUAAUGAGGUAAACGGGCAUCAGCCAGUUUAAUUUCAUUCUCAUAAAACUUGUCUGAGUAUUGUGAUAGUAAACCUCAGGGUUACAUGAUGUAGGACUUUGAUUCUGAUGAAAAAUAAAAACUCCAGAAUAAAAUGUGCAUGUGGUGCACAUUCAGUGACCUGUGUUUGACGUCCCACUGAACAUACUAAUGACUUUGAUAAAAAGAAUGACUUUUUUUUUUGUCUUUAGUAUAUACCUGUAUAUAUGUCAGCUGAUGUCUUACACACAGAUGUUAUCGAUUCUCAAUAAAUUUUUAUUGCCAUGUU
Molecule: messenger RNA, 1948 nt
Organism: Nothobranchius furzeri (turquoise killifish)
Lineage: Eukaryota; Metazoa; Chordata; Actinopteri; Cyprinodontiformes; Nothobranchiidae
Product: Cbl proto-oncogene-like 1, E3 ubiquitin protein ligase
Biological process (GO): protein ubiquitination; regulation of cell adhesion
Molecular function (GO): ubiquitin protein ligase activity
Source: RefSeq, a predicted model, not a curated record